AUGAUGAGUUUACAGGAAGAUUCCGCUAACCAUGACGGCCAGACUCUAAAUGAUCGAGUGGAGAAGCUCCUCAGCUUCAUUUACAAUCAUGAAGGCCUCGACGAGGCCCGAGGAAAUCCACACAAGAUUCUCGCCAUCGUGGACGAGUUUGCAAUUCAGAAUGCCAUGAUGAUAGUUGGCGGGCCUAAAGGAGAAAUUGUCACGGAGCUGAUCAAGGAAAAGCAGCCGAAAAUUAUGGUCGAACUGGGUUGCUACUUUGGUUAUUCCGCCAUUCUUUUCGGCGAUGCAGUUCGUCAGAAUGGAGGAGAACGCUACUAUAGCCUGGAACUCAACCCAGACUGGGCCGCAGCUGCGAGACAGCUCAUCGAGCUAGCUGGAUUGCAAGACUUUGUAGAAGUCAUUGUCGGUCGCAGCGACGUGAUUCUAGAUGAAUUCUACAGGAGUGGAAAGGUCACCAAUAUCGAGAUUCUGUUCAUCGACCACUAUAAACCUGCUUAUCUGACCGACUUGAAGCUGUGCGAGCACCACGGCAUGAUUGUUCCUGGUUCCUUGCUCCUUGCAGACAAUGUCAUUUAUCCGGGUAAUCCUCCAUACUUGGAAUAUGUUCGGAGCACAGUUGAGCAAAAGCGCGAGGUAGCCAAGAGUGGGCCACCGAAAGGCUACAACACCACAGGCUUACUGGAGCGAACUGUGAAGUCCUGGAUGCCCGCGGGAGAUGCGCCUUUCUUGGAGACGGUUGGAAACCCCAAUAUCGUAUACCACAGUGUGCUCCGGCAGCCAGAAGGCGAAAGAGAUGCAAUUGAAGUGACGCGCUGUGUUGGGGUCCAGGAAGCAUAG
Penicillium cosmopolitanum is the source of this 837-nucleotide messenger RNA. RefSeq names its product O-methyltransferase. The record is from RefSeq and is a predicted model, not a curated record. The coding region runs from base 1 to 837 and encodes 278 amino acids. Gene Ontology annotation, molecular function: O-methyltransferase activity. NCBI's taxonomy places the organism in Eukaryota, Fungi, Ascomycota, Eurotiomycetes, Eurotiales, Aspergillaceae. The transcript has 3 exons.